AUGCCUGCAGAGCACGACCAAAUUGAUAUUGAGCGCCCAAAAAUUCCUGCCUGGCCAGAAGAUGUCAGGCAACAGACAGUCCGGGAUGAAAGCCCAAGACGGAUGCCGAACUGUCCACCCAUAGCAGCAGCCGACUCAGUCCGUGAAGGACGCCCAAGCGGCCAGCUGUGGCGAAGGAUAUGUGCCAUUUCGCUUUGCACUGGGAUGUUGGCCGCACUGUGUUUUGUUUGUGGCUCCUUGCUGGGCUCAGCCAUGGGCGGAUCACGCUGGUCACCAGAACUCAUGGACUUCACGAAUUUCAUUGGCAUCCUGGUGUUGUUUGUGGGGAUGGCAGGAGCAGGCUGUGUGACGCUGAAACUAACGACGUCGGAGGACGCCUUCUCCCAGGCAUUGAAGUAUCGAGUGUGGGCGAGUGUGCCGUUCAGUUCAUUGCAGUUGGGAGUUGCCCCACCUGCUUUCCAAACAUAUUUGGUGCAAGGGAAUGGGCACUUUGAACGGCAUGGACCUGCAGUAAAGAAGGAACUGAAGGCCAGCGAGGUCAUCUUAAGCGAGUCGGUGAGCUGCACAUGCUGCCUCUCGGAGACUUGGUUCGAGUUUGUUUGGUUCGUUCACUACCUUGGUCCCGAAACGGGUACAUUUUCUUAUUCAAUUUAUACCUUAAGUCUCUUGAGCAAGCUUUUGAGAAGUUGGUUCGACAUUCACUUUCUGGGAGGGACUCGGAGAGACAGUGCCACAAAAUCUGCACAUCCAAGCAAAGCUGCUUUGAUCUCCUCACCCGCCACAAAAAGUUGA
Durusdinium trenchii is the source of this 792-nucleotide messenger RNA. The record is from the annotation of a GenBank genome assembly. Lineage: Eukaryota; Dinophyceae; Suessiales; Symbiodiniaceae.